GGUUACAGUUGUUGUUAUAUCGUCGUCGUAUGGCCGUGUAUCGUCCUGGCCUCGGUCGGGAGGCUCCUCGUGAUGCUCAGCAAAACGCUAUCGACAUCGUUGCUGGUCUCACACCAGCGGCCAACAGGAUUGGACUCAAACAGGUUUUCCAGAAAUACGGCGAUAUAACAGUGUGUUGGUUACCCCCCGUAGACAAGCGCAACGAGAUGGCUGCUUAUAUUCGCUACGAGAAUUCUGACUGUGCUAAGGCUGCACUAGCCGCAUGCGACAGCGGGGAAGUGGUCCUGAAUGGUAUACCCCUGAAGGCUGAGUACCGCUCCCGUGGGGCUUCCAGUGCGAGUUCGGCCUAUGCAGCGAGGGAACGAGGCGGAUAUAACAGGAGUGGAAAACGGAGGAGUUAUGGAGCACUGUCGAGUCGCAGUAGGAGCAGGGAACGUCGAAGGGCGAAAUAUGGGUACAGCUCGUCAUCGUCCUCAUCCCGUUCCCGCUCACGGUCCUACUCGGGUGAUAGGAGAAGCCGCAGUUAUGACAGUCGUGAUGGAAGCCGCAGUCGCCGACACCGUGGUGGCGAUCGUAGGAGUAGAAGUCGAUCGAAUUCGAGAGACCGCAGUAGAAGGGAAGACAGGUGAUCAUGACCUGGGGGGCACUUGGAAUCCACAGUAGGGCUAGAUAGAUCUAGUAGUGAGAACCGGUGGCUAGUUGGAAUAGGUACGGGACACAGGUACCUUAUAAUGGGUUACUAGAUGCAGUGUUUCACCACUAGGUAAAUGACUGUUGUUAACACCCUAGGCGUUCGUCGGACUACUACAGAAGGCGUUCUGAUUCCCGUCAAGAUCGGCGUUACUCGCCAUAUGAGCGCUAUGGCCGCAGCGGUGGAGGAGGAGCCCGAGAGAGUAGAGAUGGAGGAGACCGACGAUGAAAAGAUAUGAAGUAGAGGAAG
Messenger RNA from Perkinsus marinus ATCC 50983, 940 nucleotides. RefSeq names its product Splicing factor, arginine/serine-rich, putative. The coding region runs from base 30 to 629 and encodes 199 amino acids. The record is from RefSeq and is a predicted model, not a curated record. NCBI's taxonomy places the organism in Eukaryota, Perkinsozoa, Perkinsida, Perkinsidae. Gene Ontology annotation, molecular function: RNA binding. The transcript has 5 exons.